AUGGCUCUGUACUAUGAGGCGGCUGAUAUAUUAUCUUCAUCGUUUUCAAGAGGGUCGCUCAGAUCGCGUGUCUACGACAGCAACACGCCCCUCAAGUCACCUCCCUCCCUUUUGUAUGGUCUCAUUACAGGUUGCGCCGAAUGGGAUGUCGUACUCUCGGAGAUCAUUGACAAUACGGGCAUCAUAUCACAAGAACCAAAGCUAACUCCGCUCCUGGCAAUAUUCCUCGUCCAUGACCACCUUCUUUCCAGACGGGGCAUUGCUUGUCCACAGAAUCACCCUCUUCGGCUUGCAAUAGAGCGCCACAAGGCACGCCUAGCUUCAGAGCUGACCAAAGCUCGACUACGUCGAAAAUGCGCAACGCUCGAGGAUCUCCGCUUACAUGUUAGUGCCCAAAAGAGGACAUUUGAAAAAGGCUUCCAACAGCCCCGGUGGGUCCGAAUUAACUAUUUGAAGACCAAUCUCGAGGAAGAGCUCAGGACAACCUUUGCGACUUUCGCAGUAUGUUCUACACUAGGUCGGUUGUGUGGCGAUACAGGGACAAGAAAAGCAUAUUUUCGGGAUCCAAAUAUCCCAGACCUGCUGGCAACGAAUGUGCCUACGAAAGAGCUUGUUCAAACUGCAGCCUACGAAGCAGGAAAAAUCCUUCUACAAGACAAGGCGUCGUGUUUCCCUGCCCAUCUAAUCUUGGAUUCAAACCCGAAACUGUCUCUAUGCGCUAAUAGGGCUGAUGACGCUGAUUUGAUUGAUGGUUGCGCAGCCCCAGGAAACAAAUCGUCCCAUCUUGCCUCAAUCCUUGCCAAGAAGUUCAAUCUUGCUGCUCGCCCUGCACCGCGUAAACGCGUGGUAUUUGCCUGUGAACGUGAUCCCAAAAGAUCGAAGACCUUAGAGAGCAUGCUCGACCGAGCGGGCGCCCAAGGCAUGGUGAAAGUCCUAGCGAAGCAAGAUUUUCUAGCUCUAGAUCCACAGGGAAAGAGAUUCAGCAAUGUUACGCAUCUUUUGCUCGACCCUAGUUGUUCUGGCAGCGGUAUCUUGGGCAGAGAAGAUCUCCCAACACUCGUCUUGCCGAAGGACACAAGAAGGAGGAGAGACGAGAACUUCAAGGUGGAAGACGGGAACGGUACCAGAAACGGUAUUCCUAAAUCUUCAAACAAGCGAAAAAGAGAUAUCUUGCCGCAAGAGUUAUCUGAGGAUACCGAAGUGAACACACCUCCAACCACAUCUUCGAACAUCGAUACAGACCGGCUCCAGAGACUUUCAAACCUCCAGACCCGAAUGCUCGAACAUGCAUUUGCUUUCCGGAACGCAUCCAUAGUGACCUACUCAACAUGCAGCAUCCACGCUCAGGAAAACGAGGUCGUGGUCUUACGAGCCUUGAACUCUACGGUAGCUAGAGGCAGGUGCUGGCGGCUCUUGAGAAGAGGUGAACAACCCGAUGGUCUCAGGGUUUGGCCGCAUAGAGGGGAUGAGUUGGAUGUAGAGGGGACCGAAGGGGCUGUUAAGGAGAUUUGGAAUGCGAUGACGAGUGAGGAGAGAAGUGGCUUUAGGGAGGCUUGCAUCAGAUGUAGACCAGGUGGUGAGGAUGGAACGAUCGGAUUCUUUGUAGUGGGAUUUGUGAGAGAUCCGAAGACGGUUGAGGAACUGGAGGAUGUCGGACCCGGAGCAAACGGUGACAUGAAAGAGGAUGAGGAAGAAUGGAAUGGGUUUAGUGCAGAUGAAGACGGGUAG
Molecule: messenger RNA, 1728 nt
Organism: Endocarpon pusillum Z07020
Lineage: Eukaryota; Fungi; Ascomycota; Eurotiomycetes; Verrucariales; Verrucariaceae
Exons: 2
Coding region: 1-1728 (575 amino acids)
Biological process (GO): rRNA base methylation
Cellular component (GO): nucleolus
Molecular function (GO): methyltransferase activity
Source: RefSeq, a predicted model, not a curated record